GUGAUGGGCAGGAGACGCCGCGAAGGCGGAGCCACGCUUUAAACUUCCGGAGCGGCGGUUGGCGCGGCUGGGGGCAGUUCGUUUGGAGGUCGCCGGUAUGCCUCGGCCCCCUUUGCGGGGAAGUUCUGGAGGGUGUGAACAUGGCAGAAGGGGACACCUUGGUCUCAGUGGAUUAUGAAAUUUUUGGAAAAGUGCAAGGGGUGUUUUUCCGCAAGUACACCCAGGCUGAGGGUAAAAAGCUUGGAUUGGUAGGCUGGGUCCAGAACACGGACCGGGGCACAGUGCAGGGACAACUGCAAGGUCCCAUCUCCAAGGUUCGACCUAUGAAGGAAUGGCUGGAGUCAACAGGAAGCCCUAAGUCCCACAUUGACAGCGCAAAGUUCAACAAUGAGAAAGUCAUCUUGAAAUUGGAUUACUCAGAUUUCCAAAUUGUGAAAUAAUGACCUGAAUUUUAAGUUUUCAAGGUAAAUUCAGUAGCUUGAUUUGUCUUUAAUAUAUUGUAUUCAACAUUAGAAUUUGUCAGUAAGUUAUUUUACUAUUUAAAUGUUACUGUGUAUUACACAUCUGGUAGAAGGAAUACAAUUGUGUACCAUUCUCUCCAAUAAAAAUACAUUAGAACUUUCUGCUUA
This is a messenger RNA of Jaculus jaculus (lesser Egyptian jerboa), 629 nucleotides long. RefSeq names its product acylphosphatase 1 (gene Acyp1). NCBI's taxonomy places the organism in Eukaryota, Metazoa, Chordata, Mammalia, Rodentia, Dipodidae. Gene Ontology annotation, molecular function: acylphosphatase activity. The transcript has 3 exons. The coding region runs from base 141 to 440 and encodes 99 amino acids. The record is from RefSeq and is a predicted model, not a curated record.